Messenger RNA from Musca domestica (house fly), 989 nucleotides. It is a transcript of the gene nAChRalpha6, whose product is annotated as neuronal acetylcholine receptor subunit alpha-7-like. Gene Ontology annotation, biological process: monoatomic ion transmembrane transport; nervous system process; regulation of membrane potential. Gene Ontology annotation, molecular function: transmembrane signaling receptor activity; acetylcholine-gated monoatomic cation-selective channel activity. The record is from RefSeq and is marked provisional. NCBI's taxonomy places the organism in Eukaryota, Metazoa, Arthropoda, Insecta, Diptera, Muscidae. Gene Ontology annotation, cellular component: postsynaptic membrane; neuron projection; synapse.
CGCACCAACCAACCAACUCAGCCAGCCACCCCCCGGCUUUAAGGAACACACACCAAAAAAAGGAUAUCAUCACAGACUGACCAUAAUGGAUUCGUCAACAUCGCUGUAUUUGGUUUUGCUUAUAUUUGUGAUAAUUAAAGAAAGCUGCCAAGGACCACACGAAAAACGUUUACUAAACCACCUCUUAUCCACCUAUAAUACUUUAGAAAGACCUGUAGCAAAUGAAUCCGAUCCCCUGGAAGUGAAAUUUGGACUGACCCUACAACAAAUCAUCGAUGUGGAUGAAAAGAAUCAGAUUCUGACCACAAAUGCGUGGUUAAAUUUGGAGUGGAAUGACUACAAUCUCAGAUGGAAUGAUUCCGAGUAUGGCGGUGUCAAAGACUUGAGAAUAACACCAAAUAAACUGUGGAAGCCCGAUGUGCUCAUGUACAACAGUGCUGAUGAGGGAUUCGAUGGCACGUAUCACACCAACAUUGUGGUCAAACAUAACGGCAAUUGUCUGUACGUGCCCCCUGGUAUCUUCAAGAGCACAUGCAAGAUAGACAUCACGUGGUUCCCAUUCGAUGACCAACACUGCGAAAUGAAAUUCGGUAGUUGGACUUAUGAUGGAAAUCAGUUGGAUUUGGUUUUGAAUUCCGAAGAUGGAGGGGAUCUAUCCGAUUUUAUAACAAACGGCGAAUGGUAUUUAAUCGCCAUGCCGGGCAAAAAGAAUACCAUCGUCUAUGCCUGCUGUCCGGAACCGUAUGUGGAUGUAACGUUCACAAUACAAAUACGACGACGGACAUUAUAUUAUUUUUUUAAUUUAAUUGUGCCGUGUGUGCUGAUAUCCUCAAUGGCUUUAUUAGGAUUUACAUUACCACCCGAUUCGGGUGAAAAACUAACCUUAGGAGUUACAAUUCUUCUAUCGCUCACAGUGUUUCUCAACCUUGUAGCUGAGACAUUGCCCCAAGUAUCUGAUGCAAUCCCCCUGUUAGGUAGCGAUUGCAUUU